Oryza brachyantha (malo sina) is the source of this 3121-nucleotide messenger RNA. RefSeq names its product receptor protein kinase TMK1-like. The record is from RefSeq and is a predicted model, not a curated record. The coding region runs from base 48 to 2927 and encodes 959 amino acids. Gene Ontology annotation, molecular function: ATP binding; protein kinase activity. Gene Ontology annotation, biological process: protein phosphorylation. NCBI's taxonomy places the organism in Eukaryota, Viridiplantae, Streptophyta, Magnoliopsida, Poales, Poaceae. The transcript is spliced from 2 exons.
CUCUCUCCCUCUCUCUCUCUUGUUUCUCUCUCUACUGCGGCGACGCAAUGUGGCGGCGGCGGGGAGGUGGUGGCGGUGGCGGAGGGGGAGGAGGGGGUGUGGCGGUGGUGGUGGCGGUGAUGCUGGUGGUGGGGGCGGCAGGGGGCGCGGCGGCGUCGGACGCGGCGGCGAUGCGGGCGGUGGCGAAGGCGCUGGGGGCGGACGCGGCGCUCGGGUGGGACACCGGCGACCCCUGCUCGCCCAAGGCGUGGUCCGGCGUGACGUGCGACUCGGCGGGGCGGGUGACCGCCAUCCAGGUCGGGAGCCGCGGCCUGACGGGGAAGCUGGCGCCCGAGGUCCGCAACCUCACGGCGCUCGCGCGCCUCGAGCUCUUCGACAACUCGGUCUCCGGCGAGAUGCCGUCGCUGGCGGGGCUCUCCUCGCUCCAGUACCUCCUCGUCCACAACAACGGCUUCACCGGCCUCGCGCCGGGCUUCUUCAAGGGGCUCACCGAGCUCACCGCCGUCUCGCUCGACAACAACCCGUUCCAUCCGUGGCCGCUCCCCGCCGACCUCGCCGAGUGCACGUCCCUCACGAACUUCUCCGCGAACACCGCCAACGUGACCGGCGCCAUCCCGGACUUCUUCGGGACCGCGCUGCCGUCGCUUCAGCGCCUCAGCCUAGCGUUCAACAUGAUGUCUGGGCCUGUGCCGCCUUCUCUGGCCGGCGCGCCGCUGCAAUCCCUCUGGCUCAACAACCAGCUGGGAGGCAACCAGUUUAACGGGUCGAUUAGCUUCGUCUCCAACAUGACUUCGCUCCAACAGCUUUGGCUGCACUCCAACGACUUCUCCGGGCCCUUGCCGGACUUCGCGGGGCUUACAAGUCUCUCCGAUUUGCAGCUCCGCGACAACCAGCUCACUGGUCCGGUGCCAGACAGCCUGCUGAAUCUCAAAUCACUGACGAAGGUGAGCCUGACGAAUAAUUUGCUGCAGGGGCCAAUGCCCAAAUUCGCCAGUACGGUGAAGGCCGAUGUUCUGCCGGAGACAGAGCGGUUCUGCUUGACAACCCCUGGAGCGCCUUGUGAUCCCCGUGUAAGCCUGCUGCUGGAGGUGGCGGCUGGAUUCCAGUACCCAGCGAAGCUCGCGGAUAAUUGGAAAGGGAAUGAUCCGUGUGAUGGUUACAUUGGUGUUGGAUGCGAUGCAGGGAACAUUACAGUGCUGAAUUUUGCCAGGAUGGGGCUCAGUGGGAGCAUCUCCCCAGCUGUUGGGAAGAUUACAACGCUGCAGAAGCUUAUUCUUUCUAACAACAAUAUUACUGGCACGGUGCCAAAGGAGGUUGCUGCUUUGCCUGCUCUGACCGAAGUUGAUAUGUCAAAUAACAAUAUUUAUGGAAAACUGCCUACCUUUGCAGCAAAGAAUGUGCGGGUGAAAACUGAUGGCAACCCGAACAUUGGCAAGGAUGCUCCUGCACCAUCUGGAUCAGGUGGUAGUAGCAGCAACAAUGGGCCUGCGGAUGGUGGGAAUGGCAGUGCUGAAAGUAACGGGAGCUCGUCUUCAUCUUCUGCUCGAAUCAUUGCUGGCUCAGUGGUUGGUGCCAUUGCUGGAGUAGGCCUUCUUGCUGCAUUAGGAUUCUAUUGCUAUAAGAGAAAACAGAAGCCUUUUGGAAGGGUUCAAAGCCCGCAUGCUAUGGUUGUCCAUCCCCGGCACUCAGGGUCAGAUGAUGUGCUUAAAAUCACAGUUGCUGGGGGGAAUGUCAAUGGCGGUGCAGCUACAAGCGAGACAUACAGUCAAGCGAGCAGUGGUCCACGGGAUAUUCAUGUUGUUGAGACUGGAAAUAUGGUCAUUUCAAUUCAAGUCCUCCGCAAUGUGACCAACAACUUCAGUGAUGAGAACGUCCUUGGUCGUGGUGGCUUUGGCACUGUGUACAAGGGUGAGCUUCAUGAUGGCACUAAAAUUGCUGUGAAGCGAAUGGAGGCUGGCGUGAUGGGUAAUAAGGGGUUAAAUGAGUUUAAAUCAGAGAUUGCUGUGCUGACCAAGGUCCGCCAUCGGAACCUUGUCUCACUUCUUGGCUAUUGCCUCGAUGGCAAUGAGAGGAUUCUUGUGUAUGAGUACAUGCCACAGGGGACACUCAGUCAACACCUGUUUGAGUGGAAAGAACACAAUCUGCGGCCUUUGGAAUGGAAGAAGAGACUUAGCAUUGCUCUUGAUGUUGCAAGGGGUGUUGAGUAUCUUCACAGCCUUGCACAGCAGACCUUCAUCCACAGAGAUUUAAAACCAUCAAACAUACUUCUCGGUGAUGACAUGAAGGCAAAGGUGGCAGACUUUGGAUUGGUCCGGCUUGCUCCGGCUGAUGGGAAGUGCGUCUCAGUAGAGACAAGGCUUGCUGGCACUUUUGGAUACCUUGCUCCUGAAUAUGCAGUUACUGGACGAGUAACAACAAAAGCAGAUGUCUUCAGCUUUGGUGUCAUCUUGAUGGAGCUUAUCACUGGACGCAAGGCGCUUGAUGAGACUCAGCCUGAAGACAGCAUGCACUUGGUGACAUGGUUCCGGAGAAUGCAGCUUAGCAAAGACACAUUCCAGAAAGCAAUUGACCCGACUAUCGAUCUCACUGAGGAGACACUUGCUAGUGUUAGCACUGUCGCUGAGCUUGCUGGUCACUGCUGUGCUAGGGAACCUCACCAGAGGCCCGACAUGGGUCAUGCUGUCAAUGUGCUCUCUACACUUUCAGAUGUUUGGAAACCGUCUGAUCCAGAUUCAGAUGACAGCUAUGGUAUCGACCUGGACAUGACACUGCCACAGGCAUUGAAGAAAUGGCAGGCCUUCGAGGAUAGCAGCCAUUUUGAUGGCGCGACAUCUUCAUUCCUUGCUAGCUUGGAUAAUACUCAGACAAGCAUACCAACAAGGCCUCCAGGAUUUGCAGAAUCAUUCACCUCAGCUGAUGGAAGAUAGGUUAACUUGUGAAAUCUCAAGCUCCGCGGAAGCAGAACAUCCAAGUGAUCCUUUUGUUCAUUCCUUUAGUCUCCUCCCUCCCCUGCUUUUUAGUGUUUCUUGAUUUGGCUAUGUGCUGCCUUGUAGCUGUCCUUUUGAUCAUGUAUCUUGUGAUCUUGACUCAAGAAUUGCCUGGAAGUUUGCAAAUUUGCUAA